AUGCUUGCGGCUAUUCAGCAGAACACCCGUUUGCUUCUCGACAUGGCUGCUCAUAUGAAGAGAAUCGCCCGAGCUGUUGAAUCUAUCCCCCUGCAUCUUUCGCUUGACAUCAUACGACUUGAUGAUGCUCUCGGGGAGAGUUGGGGACUGCCUAUGCAGGCGUGUCAAACAUGGCAGUCGUUCAAAAACAUACUGACAGUAGUCGUCUACGCGAAUGAACGCCCCGGUCUGAACUAUAUAAUCCAGGACCAAUUCCAAGUGACUCUUGCAAAGACGGGGCGUAAGAUUGUGGAAAAUAAUCAAUGGACGUCACUAGUCAAUGCUGGUGCCCAUCUACAGCAGGCCAUGAUCGUUCCGGAACUUCCUUAUAUGGAAGGUGCUUGCCCACAUUCUGGUUGCUCUGGUACACUGGUGAGCGAGAUUGGCGAAAUUGACAAGAAAUGCUCUACGUGUGGGCGAAUCACAAAUACGGAGAGGCUGGUCCCCCAACUACUUCGAGUUUAUCCUGAGAGACGGUUGGAUUCAAUAUUGCCUAACGAAGAUGAACCACCUCCUGCCCAGGCCAGCACCCAACAGACACGUCCACACCAUUCGACUAGCUCCAUACGACCGAUCGUAGAUCACACACACCUGUUUCGCCGUAUACAAGUCUACGAGCGACAGCCUCCUCUUUCCUCUAAGGAAGAAGCGUACGAAAAACUAGCAGAGGAUGCAUCCCACUUUCAAGCUAAUUUAUAUCUUGGAUGGCAUGCUCUUAGCAUUGAGUCAAAUGAUGAAGCCAUUCGUCGCCUGAAACAGGCUGUUGCUGCAGGUAUGCUUAUUCAUUGGUCGUGCAAAGAAGAGGGAAUUGACAAGCUCAACAUAGACAACGGCGACUGGGUUGCCUUCUAUCUUCUGGCGAUGGCUUUCCUGGAACUGGAUCGUCACAAAGAAGCACAUGACGCACUCCAGCAAGCCGUAUAUCGCAACGGGCGUGUUCCUGACAUCUGGAUUGCUGUGGCUAUCCUGUUCUUCAAGAUAAACCAGUACCGUGAUAGUCUAGAUGCGCUAACAAGAAGUAUUCGACUUAAUCCUCAUACAUGGGAGUCGUGGUAUAAUCUUGGGGUCCUGUAUGACCAAUGCAGCCAACCAGCUGAUGUCAUGGAUGCUCUUGGUCGAGCCUCUGAGCUAAAGCCUUCUCACCCUGAGAGCCGUCGUCGAUUAGAAGAGUUGAAGGGAUUGGAACCAGGCGCUCCUGGGGAGCAUCUCAACAUCAUGAUCCACUGUGAAUUGGUCCAUAUAUCAGAACCGAUACCCGUAUUCAUCGAGGAUGAAAGUAUCCCUGUCAAUCCGCUCAAUCUCAAAGAUGAGGAAGAAUGGCUCACCGAGAGGGAAGGAGACGGAGAUACGGGCGAUGUAUUUGAGGGCGUGGAUAACGAUGUUCUCCACUAUAUCAUGAGCGAUGCAGAAGUUUAA
This is a messenger RNA of Colletotrichum lupini, 1455 nucleotides long. RefSeq lists its product as uncharacterized. The coding region runs from base 1 to 1455 and encodes 484 amino acids. The transcript has 5 exons. Gene Ontology annotation, molecular function: chromatin DNA binding; RNA polymerase II cis-regulatory region sequence-specific DNA binding; protein binding. Lineage: Eukaryota; Fungi; Ascomycota; Sordariomycetes; Glomerellales; Glomerellaceae. Gene Ontology annotation, biological process: regulation of gene expression. The record is from RefSeq and is a predicted model, not a curated record.